AUGUGGCGGGUAGUGGUAGCAAGAUCAGACGACAAUAGUACCUUGUUGUCAUCAGAAAUUUCCACAAGUUCUGUUGGACCUAGUCACUUAUCGGGCUUAUCAGCGCCUCCUGCCAGUCAUCAUUACUAUCCAGGUUAUCCACCACCGCCACCACCACCGCCUCAUCAUCCACCUUAUCAACACCAACAUGACAUGCGUCAUGACAUGCGACCCGAUCCUCAUCUCAGACCGGAAUUGAGACAUCAAGAGAUGCAGAGACCUGACUUAAGACAUCCAGAUAUGCACAGACAGGAUAUGAGAACUGAUUCUAUGAGACCUGAAAUGAGACAUGACAUGACGCAACAUCAAGAUAUGAGUACUAUGAGACAGUCUCAUGAGCUUACAGAGCUUAGGCCUAGUCAUGAACUACCCGAGUUGAAAAUUGAUGGACCAGAGUUGAGAAGUAGAGAUUCUCAACAGGCUCAAACACAUCCACAACGAAAUUUGAAAAGAACUUUGAGUGAUUCUGAUUGCGAUGACGUUUUUUCAGAAGAAAGUGGUAAAGAUCCAUGUAAUUCUCCUGGUGGUGAUUCAUGCCAACAUGCAUCUCGCAAACGGCGCCGAGGAAUGAUAGAAAAAAAACGAAGAGAUAGAAUCAAUGCAUCUCUUGGUGAACUUCGGAGAUUAGUGCCAGCAGCGGCAAGAGAUCCGCACUCUGGUAAAUUAGAGAAGGCGGAGAUUCUUCAACUAACCGUAGAACACCUGAGGACUCUUAGGAAUAAAGGACCUGAAGGUUACGACAGCACAAAAUUGGCAAUGGAUUAUCAUGCAGUUGGAUGGGGUGAAUGUGCAGCAGAAGUGGGUCGUUAUUUGGUAACAAUGGAGGGUCUUGACGAACGAGAUCCAUUGAGGCUACGUUUGUUAUCACAUCUUCAAAGUUUCCACCGAGAACAUCCACCAAGUAAUACGUCAGCACUCCCACCACCAACUUCCCUCAGUUCUACAUCAACUGGACCAAGUUAUGAAGUACCAAUGACAAGUGGAAUGCCUCCAGGUGGUGGUGGUGGUGUACCUCCACCACUACUUGGAGGUGGUACUCUGGGAUGGGGACAGUAUCCUGGUCAAUAUCCCCAACAACAACAUGGAAAACCUUAUAGACCAUGGGGUGCGGAAUUAGCUUAUUAAUAAUAACUUCAUUUCCGGCUUAAAUUAAAGUGUAAAUUAAAAUGAAAAAUGUUUAUUUACUAAUUUUAGUAGCUCUCGACAAUUUCAUGUCAAUUUCAAGUCUUGUAAAUAUUGUUAGGAACUUCAAUUAUUCUCUUGA
Messenger RNA from Chelonus insularis, 1303 nucleotides. It is a transcript of the gene Hey, whose product is annotated as hairy/enhancer-of-split related with YRPW motif protein 1-like. The transcript has 3 exons. Bases 1 to 1164 code for a protein of 387 amino acids. NCBI's taxonomy places the organism in Eukaryota, Metazoa, Arthropoda, Insecta, Hymenoptera, Braconidae. Gene Ontology annotation, biological process: regulation of neurogenesis; regulation of transcription by RNA polymerase II; anterior/posterior pattern specification. Gene Ontology annotation, cellular component: nucleus. Gene Ontology annotation, molecular function: DNA-binding transcription factor activity, RNA polymerase II-specific; RNA polymerase II cis-regulatory region sequence-specific DNA binding; protein dimerization activity. The record is from RefSeq and is a predicted model, not a curated record.